UUAGUCCAAAUCAAAAUGCUCGGCCUUGUAAAAAGCCAUGCUCUUUAAGGACAACAUGUUCCAACUGUACCAGUAGUGGCAUGGAAUGCAUGUGGUGUAGCAGCACAAAACGAUGUGUUGACUCAAAUGCUUACAUCAUCUCCUUUCCAUAUGGCCAGUGUUUGGAGUGGCAAACUACCACUUGUUCUCCUCAAAACUGUUCAGGGUUGAGGACUUGCAGUCAAUGUCUGGAACAUCCAGGAUGUGGGUGGUGCAAUGAUCCCAGCAAUACAGGAAAAGGCCAUUGUGUAGAAGGCUCGGCAAGGGGGCCAGUGAAGUUCAGUGGGAUGCAUUCUACUGAAAUAGUUAUUGACAACAACCUUUGUGCUAAAGAAAAAAAUUACGAAUGGUCUUUUAUCCAAUGCCCAGCUUGCCAAUGUAAUGGACACAGCAACUGCAUUAAUGGCAAUGUAUGUGACCAGUGCAAAAAUCUAACUACAGGAAAACAGUGUGAAACAUGCAUGCCCGGUUAUUAUGGAGAUCCAACAAAUGGAGGACAGUGCACAG
Molecule: messenger RNA, 546 nt
Organism: Protobothrops mucrosquamatus (brown spotted pit viper)
Lineage: Eukaryota; Metazoa; Chordata; Lepidosauria; Squamata; Viperidae
Product: attractin-like protein 1
Exons: 3
Cellular component (GO): Golgi apparatus
Source: RefSeq, a predicted model, not a curated record